UGUGUACUGGGAUAUUUGUCCAAACAGGAGUACAUUCUUGAGAGAAAGAAGUUACCAUGGAGCCACACUGGUCGGCAGUUUGUGCACUGGUUUUAGCUCUCGGUGCAUUUGUGCACUUUGACAUAGUUUCUGCUGCAGGAGCUGAUGGAAAUAAAACAGUGAUUCUUCCCAAACCAGGCCACUGCCCACGUCGCCUUAAUGUUGUCCCAUCACAUAAGGGCUGUGUGUGUGAUGAAGACUGUCCUGCUGACCACAAAUGCUGUGUCUUUGACUGUGGAGCUGUCUGUGUCCCUCCUGCUUUCACCAAGCCAGGAGUGUGUCCUCGCAGGAAAUGGGGCUCAGGACCCUGUGCUGAAUUUUGCUCCAACGACAGUGACUGCCCCAGUAAUGAGAAGUGCUGUCACAAUGGAUGUGGACAUGAGUGCAUUGUACCAUACACAGUGAAGCGUGGUCGCUGCGCUCUCCCCCAGGGAACCCCCAUGUGUGCUGAGUACUGCUACCAUGAUGGUCAGUGUCCAGGAGAGCAGAAGUGCUGCAAGACGACCUGCGGCCACGCCUGCAGCGAGCCCUGCUGAUUGGACGGCUCAGCGUCUCAGCUACACGUGUGGCACUUGUUUGGUUCCUUUGAUGCAACACAGAAAAUGUAUCACUUUUUUUUUUUUACCUUUUCAACUCCAUAGUUGCACAGUUUGGUACAAUAUGAGCGUUAGUUUGCACAAAGUUUGGGAGCGGAAGUAUUUUGUUGUUUUCCUUUAAUACAGUUAAGACGCCAUUUUAUGUGCCUUUACUUUGAGUACAUUUGGAGAAACAAGAGCAGGAGGAAAUGAGUUGGUAGGGCACCAUUCACAUUCUUGAAAAGACCUACAGUAUUUUAAUUAAGAGUAUUGAUAGUGUAUCAUCUAGUAUAUUUUAAAUGGAUUAAAUAUGUACUGUACUUUUACAUCUGUUGCUUGUAGAACUUGAAGGUUUGGAGCAAUUUUCAUUCCUUUGUAUUUCAACCAAUAAACAUGUUUCCAGACCCCAGAAA
Messenger RNA from Epinephelus fuscoguttatus (brown-marbled grouper), 1027 nucleotides. RefSeq names its product WAP four-disulfide core domain 2 (gene wfdc2). Gene Ontology annotation, cellular component: extracellular region. The coding region runs from base 57 to 575 and encodes 172 amino acids. The transcript has 4 exons. Gene Ontology annotation, biological process: antibacterial humoral response; innate immune response. Gene Ontology annotation, molecular function: peptidase inhibitor activity. The record is from RefSeq and is a predicted model, not a curated record. Lineage: Eukaryota; Metazoa; Chordata; Actinopteri; Perciformes; Serranidae.